AUGAGACGACUGCUCUGUCUGCUGCAGGGCAUCAACGAUCGUCUGAUGGGCUUCCUCCUGCCCCUCCGCAGGGUCAAAUUCGCCAUUAUCGUCAGUUUCAACGCUCCCCCGAUGACCAGCCCCGACGCCGCGAGGGACACAUUCUACGAGAACGUGCACGCCCUCCUGGCGUCAGUGCCGAAGGCGGAUAAGUUGAUUGCCCUUAGUGACUUCAACGUCCGAGUCGGCAAAGACCAUGCUGCCUGGAGAGUGUUGGGUCCCCAUGGUCUCAACGGCUCCAAUGACAAUGACCUGCUCCCUCCAUGA
Messenger RNA from Spirometra erinaceieuropaei, 306 nucleotides. The record is from the annotation of a GenBank genome assembly. Lineage: Eukaryota; Metazoa; Platyhelminthes; Cestoda; Diphyllobothriidea; Diphyllobothriidae.